Adineta ricciae is the source of this 1776-nucleotide messenger RNA. Lineage: Eukaryota; Metazoa; Rotifera; Eurotatoria; Adinetida; Adinetidae. The record is from the annotation of a GenBank genome assembly.
AUGGCAAAUAAUCAAGAAACCAUUUGUUGUUGUUAUCGUGAAAGAAAAAAACAAUAUGAGAAAACAAAAACGAAUAAGAAUGAUACGACCAAUAUUCGUUCAAUUGUUAAUGCUGAAGAAUAUAAGACGGAGAGAGAACAAUUUUUGGAUUAUUGUGCUCGAAAAGAAAAAUCAAAAUUGGAUAGACGUGAACUCGAAACUGCUUUACGUACAUUGAUUGAAUUAUUGAAAAAUCAUCUCAAUAAAUCUUUCAAAGGCAAAGAAUUUGAGCUGAAUAUUCCAGAACUAGAAAAUUCUUCAUAUACAUACGAAGAAGGUAUCAAUAUCUUUAUUAAUAUACUUAUUCAAUGUGCGUCGAAUCUUGAUGAAGAUUUAGACAAAUUUAAACAAUGUUUAAAGGAUACAUUGGAGAAGUCAUUGAAAAAUAAUGAAAAGGAUUUAUCGUAUAUCACCUGGGAAUUAAAUGUUGAAAAUAUCAUUUUUUAUUUGACAAGUUUUAUAUGUGCACCUUGCUGUUUGAUUGGCACUCUGAUUUGCUCUCUCAAAACAUAUAUAUCCGAUAAAAAGUUAAGAUCAGGCCCUAAAAGUUGUUGUAUUGAAUUUUGGAGCCAUUUCGUUUACACAGUCUGUAUUGGAUUAAUAAUAUUUAAUAUUAUUCAAUUUUAUUGGUUUAAUGUAUUACCAUCAAAAGCAAAUGAAUUGGAAAUCUAUUGGCCAGUAGCAUUAAUUAUUUCGAUGAAAACUGUUCUUAAUGUUUAUCAAACAUCCAAAGAAUAUCGUGAUCGUCGUCGUAACAAGAAAAUGAUACAAAAAGCUUAUCGAAAAGCAAAUAUUUUGUNUUGCAGGGAGGGAAGCCUGUGUGUCCUGUGGGAAAGAAUUUCGAAAGAAGAUUUAUCGUUUCAAUCACUUACUAAAAUGGAUAGUUUUCAUGGAAAUUUACGAUCAAAAGGUUAUUUGUAUUAUAUUGCUUAUCUUCUUGUUUCAAUUUCCGCAUCUGUAAUCCUUGGAAUAUUACAUUCGUUUAUUCCAAUAAUUUAUCGAAGUACUAAAACAAAUGAAACUCUUCGUGAUAUGAAUUGGCAAGUGAAUACCAUUCGUUAUUCAUAUGUGGCAUUUUCAUGUGUCUUUUAUUCUCUUUUGAUUUGGAUGAUGGUCGAAAGUAUUGGAAACUAUUCUUUAAUGCUAUGGAAAUUAAAAAAACUUUUCUUGAAAACCAAUUUAUUUGGAAAUAUUAGUUUGGAAAGUGGAAAUUUAUUAAAUUUAUAUAAAUCAGAUGAUCUUGAAUUUUUUGUUUCACUUUUUCAACCAAUUAAACGAAAAGUCGAUCCCUAUAAUCUUUAUCUUUCAACAAUGACCUGUGCUUUAGUUAUAGAUGGUUUAUUAAUUCUAACUACUGUAGUACAUUUAUUUAUAUAUGGUAAAUCAUUUCAUUUAUUAAUCAUUUUGUGUUCUAUUGAUAUUUUAAUUUUAUCAUUUUCCAUUUUAAUUUUUUUAACUAUUGUUGUAUUUAUUAACAAACUCAUGACAACAACUUUAGUUUUACAUUUGAAGAAUAUAAAAGUAAAUUCUUUAUCACCAAUAAUGAAUGAUGGAAAUGAAAAUGGACGGAUUCGUUAUUUAAAUGCUGUUAUUGAAUAUAUGGAAUAUGAAACGAAAGAAAAUGCUAUCAAAUUAUUUGGACUUCUUGUUAUUGAUCAUAAACUUGCUAUUAAAGUAGUUCUAUCUGUCAUCGCUAGUUUUGGAUCACAAUUUAUUGCUUAUUUUAAACAAGAAUAA